Messenger RNA from Dictyostelium discoideum AX4, 417 nucleotides. RefSeq lists its product as hypothetical. Bases 1 to 417 code for a protein of 138 amino acids. Lineage: Eukaryota; Evosea; Eumycetozoa; Dictyosteliales; Dictyosteliaceae. The record is from RefSeq and is a predicted model, not a curated record. The transcript has a single exon.
AUGGGAGAUAAUAAUUAUAAUAAAGGAUGUUGGAAUGAUUUGUGGCAUGGCAAUAAAAAUUAUGAUGGGUAUUGGAAUAAAGGUUUAUUUGAAUGUAGUGUUAGUAAUAGUUGUUUAUUUUCAUUUUUAUUACCACAAAUUGAACUAUUAUAUCAAAUGAAAGUUACAGAUAGAUAUGGUGAUACAGAGGCAGAAUGGAGUACAUGUAAGUUAAUUGGAAAUUGUUUAUGUGCUUGUUGUUGUUUUCCAUGUGCCCUUGGUGGUGUGAGAAAUGGACUAGUAAUGAGAUAUAAUUUAGAUAAAAAAACUAAAUUUGAAUGUUUUGCAUGUUGUUGUUGUCCAUGCUGUGCUUUAAAUCAACAAAAUUUAGAAAUUAAAUUUAGAAAUGAAAAACCUGUUACACUAUUAAUGGAUUAA